This is a messenger RNA of Sinocyclocheilus rhinocerous, 3283 nucleotides long. RefSeq names its product nuclear factor, interleukin 3 regulated, member 2 (gene nfil3-2). The record is from RefSeq and is a predicted model, not a curated record. Bases 914 to 2566 code for a protein of 550 amino acids. Gene Ontology annotation, cellular component: nucleus. The transcript is spliced from 2 exons. Gene Ontology annotation, biological process: regulation of DNA-templated transcription; circadian rhythm. Gene Ontology annotation, molecular function: DNA-binding transcription factor activity; DNA binding. Lineage: Eukaryota; Metazoa; Chordata; Actinopteri; Cypriniformes; Cyprinidae.
AAACGUCCUGUUAUGCAACCGCUGACCUACUAACAUACAUUUCUAAACAGAAGCAGCUAGCGGCAGGAUACUGGAGCGCCUCGCCAACACAACACAAGGAGCCAGGGCAAAAACACACGGGCUGCGGAAUCCAUGCGGUCUGGACACGGCGUGUAGUGUGUGUGGAUCACUUCGCCUUUUUAUUCAAGCCACCGAGGCUGAUACAAAGAGACUAAUUAUAGUCGUCGGGCGACUGAAGAUAUUUUAGAUACAAGCACAAAAGCCACAAUCGCCUUUCAUCAAACAGCCAGCUGGAGGCUUUGGGAGCAGCAGCACCCCUCCCCAAGAGGCUGACAAGCUAGGGCAGACCGAGUGACCUAUAUCCUCCAACACGCCCAAGGCACUGGGACACAUCUCUGUCGGCUUGAUAGAGCCGUUACAUAAACGAAUAAAAGUGAAAACAAAGAAAAGGGGUCAGAAUCCUUUAAACAAAUUUGGUCACAUUUUCUGUACUUCAGGACUUUAUUGCCCCUCUUUCAUUCCCCGGUUUGGCUUUGACAGACAUUGUGCGCAAGACAGCCGGAAGAGUUUACUCAUUGAGGAAUUCUACGGGUUUGUUAAAAGCAGGAGACUCAUAAAGAGGUGCAACUGUUCUUGCUCUUCUUAGCCGACCUGGACACUUGAUCAUCUAGGGAUAUUUGCUUGAGCUUCACAUCAGCAAAAUCAAUGAGGUUCAGUUUUCCAGAAACUAAAAUAUCUCAAAGUCUUUGCUGAUCCAGCUACUUAGUUGAAGAUUCUCCAGUCCACUGUUUGUUGGGAUAUCCUACAGGAAUUCCCGUAGCCACCUUUACACCCUUUACCCCAUCCGUUUCUUCAUUUAUUUCCAUUACCAGUGGUGAAGCCAAGGUCCCAAACUGGCUCCCAUUGAGGAGCAAUGGAAAGUUUGAGCUUACAAAUCUCAACAAAUUCCAGUGCAAGCAAAACCUUAAAGAACACAGAAAGCAUUCUGGACUACAGUGAUCUUGUCCAUUCACCUCAAAGCAACAUUCGCCAGAGCCGCCUUCUCAAACCAAAGCCAAACAUGAGCUGUCGACGCAAGCGUGAGUUCAUCUCAGAUGAGAAAAAGGAUGCAUCCUACUGGGAAAAGCGACGCAAGAACAACGAGGCAGCAAAGCGUUCCCGGGAGAAACGACGCUUUAAUGACAUGAUCCUAGAGAACAGAGUUAUGGCGCUGAAUGAUGAGAAUGUACGCCUGAAAACUGAGCUUUUACAGCUUAAGCUCAGAUUUGGUCUGAUAAGUACAGCCUCCUACAUGGAAAAGAGUCAGCAGAUUGGUGGAGCAGUCAAUGGAACUUCUGGGGGAAACUCUACACCUUCCUCUACCACCAGUCUCUUCUACCCUAAUGAUUACUCCAGUGUUUCUCAGAUGAUGAUAAACUCUGAUUCUUCUGAAACGGAGCAGUCUGUUCGAGGGGAUGGGCAUGUGAAAUUGGCAAAGUACUCCCCGCGAGGUUCCCUCUCUGAUAUGUCUGAUGACUCCUCUCGGGACAGCCCAGAGCCAUUGGUGUAUGACAUCAAGCAGGAAGGGAUGGGUCUGGAUAUGGACAUUGUCAAUAGCACUACCAGACAGUUCAUGUUAAACAUUCAUUCUAGAUUGCCUGCAGUACUUCACCAGCACACUUUUGAAGGUUAUUCAGCCAACCAACAGAAGCAACGACGCCACGAGACCACUGCAAGUCCAGUCAUCCCACAAUCCGCUCAAAGAAGUGUUAUCCUAUACCGUUCAAGCAGUGCCUCGUAUCCUGUGGAAACUCAGGAAAUGAUUCCUAAUGAACAGCAGAACCUCACUCAGCCUACAGAGGGACCAACUGGAAGUCCGAAAAGCUUGGCAGAGGUGUCUAAACGGCUAGAGAGAAAAACUUUGGACUCUCCACCUUAUGACUACCCAGAUGGGGAAGCAGCCGAAAGGCAAGCUUACAUUGCUCAGCGACAGACCCCCAGGGUUGAUGCUGCUGCCCCAGAUCUUCUAAUGAGACCAGAGGAGGGAGAUGAAACACAGAUGUACCACUGUUCUAAUGGCACCUUGGAGAAUGACGAUCCACCAGUGCUGACCUACGAAGGAAGCUUGAGACACGAAGAGUACUACGAGGCUCACUCAGGAAAGGACACUUCCUCAAGUGACGGGGAUCCCCGCAGCUCUGAUAAAGAGGGCUCCACCGAUGAUGAGUCUCCCUCUUCAUCUUGCUCCGAUACAGGCAGCUACCACCCUCACAUAUUCGUGACCCAGAGCUCCUUCUCUCUAAGCCAAUGCAAAGACGGCCAAGCAGAAAUCAAAGGCACUGCCCUACCCCACAAAUUGAGACUCAAGCACAGAGCUCAGAGCAACGGCAGAGCAUCAUCUCAAGACUCGCCAAUGACGCCACCUGCUAACUUCCAGCCAUUACCUCAGCAUCCUUACCUGGCCUUGUCUCAACCUGGCGGUCAGUCGAGUCCAGGGUUUUGCAAGCAGGACACCUCGGCUGGAAGCAUUGAAUGUGGGAAGAAGGAAUCCAGUAUGCGUAACAGUCGCAACAAGAGACAUGACUGAACGUAAAACUGUGGGACUCACUUGGGUCUUGAUAUAAAGCCCCAAGAGACUUUUUAUAAGCCCAUCUUGAGGUCCUACCUUGAUCUUGUACCCUUCACCCAUUCCCUGUGCAAAUGCCAAGGGAUAAGAGAAGUGGAUAUCGUCAGGACUGCUGCAUUGUAUUUGCAUUGUACUAUAAUGUAUAUACUUACCUUUUGUUGGUUAGGUUUGUUUGUUUAACCUCCUCUUAAGGUUACAGCAGUACUUUUAUAACAGAAUGAAAUAGGAUGACAUGCUGUUGAUCACAUUACCCAUAGUUCCCAUGCUGCAACAAGAUGUCAAAGUGUAUAUUCAAUUCAAAAGCAAUAUCUACCAUAUGUGAGGCAUGGUAAUGGAUUCAUAUUUGUAAAUAGACAACUUCAAGUGCCCCUUUUUUAGUUUUUGGCCACACCUUAACAACAGAACAUUUGCAGGUGGCUAUGCACCACAUUUAAACAUACCAAACACCAGAAGAUUCAGGGAAUAUUUCCCUUGACCAAAGAAACAUGGAUUUAAGUUCAUACCUCUCUCUGCUCCCUACCUCUAUCUGCUUUUCUAACUAGUGCUCCCCAUCACUUUUCCCACAUUAAACAGCCUAGCUACCACUCCUCCUUGAUCAGGCACCUGGUUUGUGUGUAUAAAAUGUGAUGUAAAUAUUAUAUAUGAAUAUAUUUUAAGAAGAAAACAAAAAGUUUACAU